AUGCCUGACAGGAACAGCAGUACAGUGAAGGAGUUUGUGUUCACAGGAUUCACUGACAGUCCAGAGUUGGCUGCCAUCUUGUUUGCAUUGUUUCUAGUCAAUUAUCUCAUCACAAUUGUGGGAAAUCUUGGGAUGCUUCUGUUAAUCAGGUCUGAUGCUCGAUUUCACACCCCCAUGUAUUUCUUCCUUAGUAAUUUGUCCUUCUUAGACAUUUGCUAUUCAACCACCAUCAGUCCCAGGCUGCUGACAGACCUUUUAAUGGAAAAGAAAGUGAUUCCUUUCAAUGAGUGUAUAGUUCAAUUCUAUUUUUAUGUAACUUUUGCCACCACUGAGUGUUACCUCCUGGCUGCUAUGGCAUAUGAUCGGUACAUGGCCAUCUGCAACCCACUCACCUACACAAUCACCAUGUCUCAGAAAGUUUGUGCUCUUCUGGUGGCUGGUUCAUACAUUGCGGGAUCUGUCAAUGCUGUGAUACACACAGGUUGCAUGACUCGUUUAUCCUUUUGUGGUCCUAAUGUCAUUGAUCAUUUUUACUGUGAAGGUCCCCCACUCUUUCAGCUUUCCUGUUCUGAUACCAGCCUCAAUGUCUUUGUCAUGUUUUCGUUUGCUAGCUUUAACCUGAUAAGCACCCAUUUGACAGUCCUUAUCUCUUACUCUUACAUUGUUGCCACUAUUUUGAGAAUCCGCUCAGCUGAGGGCAGGCAUAAAGCCUUCUCCACCUGCUCUUCCCACCUGAUGGCUGUCAUCAUCCUUUAUGGAAGCUUUAUCUUUAUGUAUCUCCAACCUAAUACGUCAAGAAAUUGA
This is a messenger RNA of Zootoca vivipara (common lizard), 804 nucleotides long. NCBI's taxonomy places the organism in Eukaryota, Metazoa, Chordata, Lepidosauria, Squamata, Lacertidae. The record is from RefSeq and is a predicted model, not a curated record.